This is a messenger RNA of Thyridium curvatum, 930 nucleotides long. RefSeq lists its product as uncharacterized. The transcript has a single exon. The coding region runs from base 1 to 930 and encodes 309 amino acids. The record is from RefSeq and is a predicted model, not a curated record. NCBI's taxonomy places the organism in Eukaryota, Fungi, Ascomycota, Sordariomycetes, Thyridiales, Thyridiaceae.
AUGGCGGAUCCGAUCCCUGCCUCCCGCCGCCUCUCCACCGACGCCGCCUCCUCCCACCGGCCCGCAUCCAUCCGCUCCAACCUCUCCGCCACCGCAGCCACGAGCCCGCCCCAGAUCCAAGAGCUGCCAGCGACGGCGUCAACAUCACACCACCACCACCAACCACAAGAACAGCAGCACCACCCCCCGCCGUUCUCCGCCCUCUACACCCUCGUCACAGACGCGACCUCCCAGGCCGGCCGGCCCGGCGCCGCCCCGACGACGCACCACCCCCGCGUGCACUACGUCUUCUCCGACGACGACCCGGACGCCCUGAGCACGGCCCUGUCGGCGGCGUCCUCCCCACCCGCCGCGGCCGGCAAGCACCACCCCGUCCUGCUGGUCGACGUCGUGCCCGCCAACAACCACGCCGCUGACGCUCCCGCACCGCCCGCAGCAAACGACGCCGCGGCUUCCUACACCGUCGCCGGCGCCUGCAGCCUCUCGCCCGACUGGGCCGUCACCUCGGCCCGGAUAAGCCGCAUGGAAGAAGACGCCGGCGGCGGCACCGGUGGCCGGUCCGGGGGCGGGGGCGGGGGCGGCAGCAGCGGCGACGGCAACGGCACGCUCAUGCUGCGGAUCGAGGGCGUGGGCGUGGACGCCGUGCCGCCCUCGGCCGGCGGGAGAGCGGCCGCUGCCGCGUCGUCGACGGAGCUGGGCGGCUCGGGCGGGUCCGGGUCCGGGAGCAGCCAGCACCAGCCGCUGAGCGGGGCCGGGGAGGAUUACUCCGUGCUGAUCGAGGAGUUCGAUAGGAGGCUGGCCGUGUUGAGGAGGGUCGUCGACGCUGGGGAGGACAGGAGAAAGGGCAUGGAGGGCGGGGAAGAGGAGGCGGAGGAGGGGAAGGAAGAACACGAAGUGCAGGAGGAGCAGGAAAGGAGAGCGUCUGGCUAA